GCACGCGCUGGCGCUGACGGAGCUGCCGGGGACGGUGCCCGGGGCCGAGGCGGCCGUGAAGCGCCUGGAGGAGGCGCUGGUGGCCAUGGAGGCGGGGGCCGAGCGUGUCCGGGCGCUCUCCGACACCGGCCGGAGGCUCCUGGGCGAGGGCGGCGUCCACGCCGAGAAGGUGCGGGAGACGGUGGAGUCGGUGGAGAGCAGGCACCAGAAGAACCGGGAAUCGGCCCAGGAGCUGCUGGGGCGGCUGCGGGACAACUGGGAGCUGCAGAAGUUCCUGCAGGAUGCGCAGGAGCUGACCCUGUGGCUCAACGAGAAGCUGCCGGUGGCGCGGGACGUGUCCUACGAGGGCACGAGGGACCUGCAGGGCAAGUGGCAGAAGCACCAGGCCUUCGUGGCCGAGCUGGCGGCCAACCGGGGCUGGCUGGAGGCCCUGGAGAAGGAUGGGCAGCAGCUGGCAGGGUCCCGUCCGUCCCUCUCAGGGCAGGUGACAGCCCCGCUGGGGGCCCUGCGGGCGCUCUGGGCGCAGGUGGAGGCGGCGGCCGGGGCCAAGGGCCGGGGGCUGGCGGAGGCGGCGCGGGCCGAGCGCUGUGCCCAGACCUGCGCCGGGCUCCGCUCGUGGCUCUCGGGGGUCCGGGCCCAGCUCCGCUCCGGCCACUGCGGCCAGGACCUGACCAGCGUGGGGGUCCUGCUGACCCGGCACCAGCUGCUGGAGACGCAGGCGGCGCUGCGGGAGCAGGAGGUGGAGGCGCUGCGAGCCCAGGCCGGGGGGCUCAGCCCGGGGCAGCCCCGCACCGGGGCGGUGCAGGCGCAGGUGCAGGACCUGGAGCGGCAGUUCCGGGGAGCUGCGAGGCCGCUGCGGGAGCGCGGCAGGAGCCUCGCGGCCACCAAGGAGCUGCUCCAGUUCCGCAGGGACCUGGAGGACGAGCUCACGCUGCAGAAGGAGCUGCAGGGCCGCGAGCGCCGCGUGGCCGAGCUGCUGGAGCGGGGUCCCAGCGGCCGGGGUCCCCGGGGAGGGGGUCCCCCGUCGGGGGCGGCCCGGGGGGUCCCGGCCCUGCGCGAGGCGUGGCGGGAGCUGCGGGCGCAGGGCGAGCCGGGCGCCCAGGCCAUGCUGAGCCGGCACCUGGGGCUGGAGCAGGAGCUGCGCGACUACGGCCGCACCGUGGAGCUGCUGCUGCAGCAGGGCCGGGACAUGGCGGCCUCGGGACACCCCGACAGCGACAGGCUCCGUGCCCGGGCGGCCCAGGUGCAGCGCCUGUACACGGGGCUGUGCCACCUGGCCGGGGAGCGCCGGGCCGCCCUGCAGGGCCACCACCGGCUGUGCCAGCUGCGCCGGGACAUGGACGACCUGGAGCAGUGGAUCGCCGAGAGGGAGGUGGUGGCGGCGUCGCGGGAGCUGGGCCAGGACUACGAGCACGUCACGCUGCUGCGUGACAAGUUCCGGGAGUUCUCCCGGGACACGGGCGGGCUGGGGCAGGAGCGGGUGGACGCGGCCAACGCGGCGGCGGCGGCGCUGAUCGCCGGGGCCACCCGAGCGCGCGCGGCGGUGGCGCAGUGGCAGGCGGGGCUCAACGAGGCCUGGGCCGAGCUGCUGGAGCUCGUGGCCACGCGGGCGCAGGAGCUGGCGGCCGCCCACGACCUGCAGCGGUUCCGGCGCGACGCGCGCCAGGUCCUGGAGCACCUGAGGGACAAGGAGCGCCAGGUGCCCGAGGAGCUGGGCCGGGACCUGCGCGCCGCGGAGGGGCUGGAGCGGCAGCACCGCGCCUUCGAGCACGGCGUGCAGGCCCUCAGUGCCCAGGUGUCCCAGGUUCAGGAGGCCGCAGCCCGCCUGGCCGGGGCGUACGCGGGCCCGCGGGCGGAGGAGCCGCGGGCGCAGGAGCGCUUGCGCCUCCUCGGGGACACCGUGGAGCAGUUCCGGUUCCUCCGCGCCGCCCGCGACCUCCGGCUCUGGAUGGACGGGAUGCACCUGCAGCUCCAGGCCCGGGAGCGCCCCAGGUGA
This is a messenger RNA of Myiozetetes cayanensis, 1996 nucleotides long. RefSeq names its product spectrin beta chain, non-erythrocytic 2-like. Gene Ontology annotation, cellular component: plasma membrane; cell projection; cell junction. The coding region runs from base 86 to 1996 and encodes 636 amino acids. NCBI's taxonomy places the organism in Eukaryota, Metazoa, Chordata, Aves, Passeriformes, Tyrannidae. The record is from RefSeq and is a predicted model, not a curated record. Gene Ontology annotation, biological process: actin cytoskeleton organization. Gene Ontology annotation, molecular function: actin filament binding. The transcript has 12 exons.